CACACCUCGCAGACGCGCACACAGGACACACGCUGGUGUCGGAGCGGAGCGCAGGCUGCACGGAGCCGCUACCAGAGAGACAUAGCAGAGAGGAGCGGCGCUGCAGGAGGUGGCAUGACAUGAACGCUCUUUUUAAGAAUCCACAGCGCACCACUUUUUCUUUAUUCUUCUGUUACUUUUGUGCCUCGUUCAGAAGCAGCUGCUGACACUCGGACUGAGGUUUCCAGGGCUUUGGAAAAGCUGUUUUCUGUGGACUUUAGCUGCCCACUACGAAGCCCCUGCAGGAACCUCGUGUGCGCAAAAUACGCGGGGACGCAUAGAAGGAGAUACGCGGACAGGGAAGCCUCUCAGUCGGAACUUGACGCACCCUGGAGCCGCUGUCCAGACUCUCUGAAGCGCAGAUCUCGCCCGAAGCCUCCCAGGUGCGGAGCGCACGCAGUAUUGAUCACGGAGUUUGUUUGUUCACUGUUUUUUUUGGAUGAGUGUCAGUGGCAUCGCUCCGCUAAAUGGACAGACGUAGAAGGGCUUCGCUGAUCACAUUUUCCCAAUUUCCUCAAUGACAUGUAGUUGGCACACAGUUUUCUCCACCAAUGGUUUAAUAAACAUCGUGGGAUUCUUACUAAAGUGGUUCAGUUCUGACUGCUGCCAGAGGUUUUUGGUUCCGAUCGGGUGUGGAUUUUUUGUUGGAACGGCAGCGUUUCUAUCCUACGAGGUGGGAACAUUAGAUACUUAACGCACCGAACAAGUUUUUUUUUUUUUUUUCGCAUCCUCCAAGAUGGAUUUUGUGUCGUCGGUGUUUGGAUUUUUAAUGGCAAUGUGUCAUCUGGCGUUGAGAGUCAAAGGAGAAGACGUGCCAGAGUGCGGAGGCGUCCUGGAUGCCAGCGAGGCCGGUUACAUCACCUCCCCUGGUUAUCCUCUGGAGUACCCUCCUCACCAGAACUGUCACUGGAUCAUCACGGCGCCGGAGCCCUCGCAGCGCAUCGUCCUCAACUUCAACCCUCACUUCGAGAUCGAGAGGCUCGACUGCAAAUACGACUACAUAGAAAUCCGGGAUGGGAUUUCAGACACGGCAGACGUUUUGGGUCGACACUGCAGCAACAUCGCCCCGGCGCCCAUCAUCUCGUCCGGACCGUCCCUGCAGAUCAGAUUUGUGUCGGACUACGCCCAUCAGGGGGCGGGCUUCUCUCUGCGCUAUGAGAUUUUCAAAACAGGGUCAGAGUUCUGCUUCCGCAACUUCACCAGCUCCUCCGGCAUGAUCGAGUCCCCGGGAUUUCCAGAUAAAUACCCCCACAAUCUGGAGUGCUCCUACAUGAUCAUCGCCCCGCCCCACAUGGACAUCACCCUCACGUUCCUGACCUUUGACCUUGAGAACGACCCCCUGUUGGUGGGAGAGGGCGACUGCAAGUACGACUGGCUGGACGUGUGGGACGGCCUUCCACAAGUGGCUCCUCUGAUUGGACGUUACUGCGGAACAAAGAUCCCUCCAGAGAUCCAGUCGUCCUCCGGCCUGCUGUCCCUCUCCUUCCACACCGACAUGGCCGUGGCCAAAGACGGCUUCUCCGCCCGCUACAACAUGACGCACAAAGAAGUCACAGACUCCUUCCACUGUAGCAUGGCACUCGGUAUGGAGUCGGGGAAAAUCAGCGACGAUCAAAUCACGGCGUCAACAACCUUCUAUGACAACCGCUGGUUACCGCGUCAGGCCCGCCUCAACAACGACGACAACGCCUGGACGCCCUCGGAGGACAGCAACAAGGAGUAUAUACAGGUUGACCUCCAUUUCCUCAAGGUUUUGACAGGUAUUGCCACACAGGGAGCCGUAUCCAAAGAGACUCAGAAGUCUUACUACGUCACCACCUUCAAACUGGAGGUCAGCACCAAUGGAGAGGACUGGAUGGUGUACCGGCAUGGCAAGAACCACAAGAUUUUCCACGCGAACACAGACCCGGCCGAGGUGGUUCUGAACCGCGUCCCGCAGCCAGUUUUGGCCCGGUUUGUUCGCAUCCGACCUCAGACCUGGAGGAACGGCAUCGCCCUUCGCUUCGAGCUCUACGGAUGCCAGAUUACAGAUGCUCCGUGUUCAGACCUGCAGGGCCUGCUGUCCGGCCUGCUCCCCGAUGCCCAGAUCUCAGCAUCGUCCAGCAGGGACAUGGUGUGGAGUCCUGGGACCGCCCGCCUGGUGGCCAGUCGCUCCGGCUGGUUCCCUGCCCCUGCACAGCCCCUGACCGGAGAGGAGUGGCUGCAGGUGGACCUCGCUGUGCCCAAGACGGUGCGUGGCGUCAUCACCCAGGGAGCGAGAGGAGGAGACGCAGCGAGCGGAGCCACCACCGAUAACCGGGCGUUUGUUCGGAAGUACAAAGUCGCGUACAGCCUGAAUGGAAAAGAGUGGAAUUUUAUCAUGGACAGCAAGACCAGCCUGCCCAAGAUUUUCGAGGGCAACACACACUACGACACCCCGGAGCUCCGUCACUUUGAGGAGACUGUGGCCCAGUACAUCAGGAUCUAUCCAGAGAGAUGGUCACCAGCAGGAAUUGGGAUGAGAGUGGAGAUACUGGGCUGUGACCUUCCAGAAACCACAACACCGGCAGACACAGUCACACCAACUCUUCCAGCUGACAUUGAAACCACCACAGUCCCCCUUACAACUACAGCAUCCACCGCCCCUCCAUCAGACAGUGUGUGUGACUUUGACCAUGGCCUGUGUGGGUGGACGCACGACCCCAACGCCCCACUCUUCUGGUCCCUGCACAGCCACGAGCCCAACAGCUACCUGUACAUGGACGCGAGCCUGAAGACGGAGCAGCAGCAAGCCCGACUCGUGAGCCCCGUGGUGGCCGCCGACACCGGGCCCCUCUGCCUCCUCUUCUCGUACCAGAUAUGGGGGGAGGCUCAGGGCCACCUGAAGGUCCUGGUGCGGGACGGCCACAACGAAGAGACGGUGCUGUGGACACUAAAAGACGAUCAGGGCCCCGUGUGGAAGGAGGGUCGCACCAUCCUGCCCCGCUCCCCUAAAGACUUCCAGGUUGUGAUGGAGGGUUUCUUUGUGCACGGCACCAGAGGACACAUCUGGAUAGACAACAUCCACAUGAGCUCGAGUUCCCCGCUGAAAGAAUGUACACAACCCAUCGCAGCCUUUUCUCCUGAAAAUCCAGGGGGAGGCGUUCCUGUGCCUCCCUUGCCCAUCCACUGGUAUUACAUUAUGGCCGCCGGGGGCGCCCUCCUUCUCCUGGCAGUGGCCAUCUUGGUCAGAGCUCUCUGUUGCUGUCGACAACACCUGGCCACCAAGAAGAGCCAGCUGUCAGUGGCCUAUCACAGCUCUUCGCAGUGCUUCCAGUAUUCUAACUGGUCCUCCAGUAUGGCCACCCCAGGGGUGGAGCCAGUCCUGACAGUGAGGUUGGACAGCCGGGACCGACACCGAACCCUCUGCUAAAAAGAAGCACUUAGCUGCGUUGUAUUUGGCAGAGGAGGACGCCAACUUGUGAUGUCGGUGGCAGCGAGUCAUGAUGCCGCAAGACUGACAGAACAUCCACUCGACGAACCCUCCCUCCUUUAGUUUACAGCUGCAGUGCUGAUGAUGACACAGACACUGUCCCAAAUUGCUAAGUGAAAAUUUGCAAAGAAACACUGUGGUCUCUCGCUCAGUCUCUAAUGGAUGUAGCUUCGGGUGCUGUUCUCUUCUCUGUUUCAUUAAGGAGUUUGCUGUUGACAUUUCACACUAUGCUGCUCCUGAUGAGAGGACUGAAGUCUGAGUAAGUUAUUUAUCUGAGCAGCUUGUUUCGGACCAUUGAGUGCCGUCUGGCUCCUCAUAACCCCAGCGGUCCUCCUGGAAUGACCCCAGCAUGGACGUACACACAGACAUGUGUGGGCUGGGAAGAGGAGGGGGUCGAGCCGGUUCCGCUGCGAGAGCCAGCCAGAGCUGCCAAACCACAAGGCUAAAACAAGACCCCAGAGACAUGAGGAGCUCUGCAGUGCUGAGAGAGAGAGAGAGGAGAAAACUGUUAGGCUGAGAGGCAUUCAAUGUGCUCGCUGUGGAAAUGAUCUGGCAAGCCCGAGAAAAUAAAGCUCUUGGUAUCUUUGUAAUAACAACACAGGAUAGCUCCGAUACGAGUUGUGCCAAUGGUGAGGGUGUUGUAACAGAGGAGAGAAAAAAUAAAUGUCUCCAUUGUCCUUUUCAACAAAGCAUGUGCACAUUUAAAAACAAAGGAAUGCAAAUCCAUCAUACUUAAAGUCCUGCAUCACAAAUGGAGAUAACCAGCUCGUUUGAUUGAACGUCUCGUCUUCUCCUGAUAAAGGCAUCAGUCAGUGAUGGAUGCAGCCGUCUUCAGUGUUUAGUGUUUCAUCUUGAUUCUCUGGUGUAAUAAAGCACGUUGUUCCACUCCCAUUUAUGCUCCAUACCACCCACUCCCGUUGUUCCCCAUGUCUUUGAGCUGCCCAGAUGAAAGCCAUGCCGAGCCAAGCCUUGUCGUGUUUUCAGUGUGAAUAUGUACUUGUUGUUUUUAGGGUUGUAAAUAGACACAGCUGUCUGCCAUCUCCACUUCUUCCUUGAUUUAUACUCCUACAAAUCCCACAAUGCCGCUGGACCAGCUGGAAGCCAUAAGUGAAGUGUUUUGCUGUAUAUGUGCACCACUGAGAGGGAUCCAAGAUAUUAUGAAAACCAGAGCAGAGCGCCAGCUAUUGAUGGUCUUUUCCUUUAGUGCCAUAGGAGCACCACGAGCGACUGUUAACAUAAAAUCAAACAUAGCUAAUGCACUUCUUACUAAUAUUUAACACAUCUGGGAUCUAAAAGCCUAUUUUAUUGUAAUUUUUUUCAAAAAAUCUGACUGAGAUCAACACAUUGGCACCGAUUUCUCUCUCAUCAGUUGGUACAGAGGGGGUGAGAUUUGACACGAGCUCAGUUUAACACUCUGGACUGAAUGAAAUUGAGGUCUUCACUCUUUGGCUUAAUGGGGCGUGCUUUUGUGGUCUGUCACAGCUGCAAAAAUCCAUCACCUACUAGCCCACAGCUCAGCAGAAUGCACCUCAAUUUGUUGUCACAAUUUAGAAGCUGCACUUUUCUUCCCAAGUGGAAAGAAAAAAAAAACGUGUUUUUUUGGCACACUCCCACUAUGUGCUUUUAAAUCAACUUGGGGAGGAGGGAUUGGACACCCUACUUGCAUCUCAACACCAUUACGCUCCAAGCCUCUAAUAGUUGUAAUUAGUUAAUGGACAGAUAACAUUUAUUAAGGCUGCGGUAAGCACUUUUCCCUCCCAUCUACCGCACCUCUAUCGCCCAAUCGGCUGCCAACUUCAGUUGCCCUGGAAACAGCAUUAAUAAUGCCAUUGGCCAUCAAAGACCUCCAGCUCUAGACGUGUGCCUUGCCAAGCAGUUACUCCCACUCCUGAACGCUUGCCAAGAGCAGCAAACACACACUCGCGCAUAGACACAAACUCACAACGCACAAAGUAAAAAAGAAAACUCAUCUAAAGUAUAAGUACACUCGAGCUAUUGGGCUCCACUAAAGUGCUGCAGCCAUUGCUAGUUUUGCCACACUUGUAAUCUUCCAAUUCAGGCACUCACAUACAUAUCAAUUUUCAGUUCACGUCGCCUGGCAGUUCCGUUCGCCCAAAGCACGAGCACUACUUACAUGUGUUGCCAUUAGUUGUUUUGUUUUUUAAUUUUCUUUAAUCAUUUAAUACACCACUCUUAAACUUGACAGUAACAGUGUUGAUGAUUUUAACAGUGAUAAUGAUGGGUAAUGUUAUUUGAUGAUGACAUGUUUGCAUUUUUAUUUACACAGAAUGAGCAGUCUUAUACCAUCAGUAUCCUAUGUGAUGACUGUGUGUGGCAGGAAUGUAUCUUAACGAUCUUUCUCUAUUAAUAAAGUCAUAUUUUUCUACUA
Molecule: messenger RNA, 5879 nt
Organism: Stegastes partitus (bicolor damselfish)
Lineage: Eukaryota; Metazoa; Chordata; Actinopteri; Pomacentridae
Product: neuropilin-2-like
Exons: 17
Coding region: 776-3430 (884 amino acids)
Biological process (GO): axon guidance; angiogenesis; vascular endothelial growth factor signaling pathway
Cellular component (GO): glutamatergic synapse; axon; postsynaptic membrane
Molecular function (GO): semaphorin receptor activity; vascular endothelial growth factor receptor activity
Source: RefSeq, a predicted model, not a curated record